Messenger RNA from Vollenhovia emeryi, 1761 nucleotides. Its product is annotated as protein MEF2BNB homolog. The record is from RefSeq and is a predicted model, not a curated record. Gene Ontology annotation, cellular component: BORC complex. NCBI's taxonomy places the organism in Eukaryota, Metazoa, Arthropoda, Insecta, Hymenoptera, Formicidae. The transcript has 2 exons. The coding region runs from base 995 to 1435 and encodes 146 amino acids.
AAAGGCCCCGGUGAAGACGAGACCACUUAUACACACUUUGCCCCUUUACCGACAGCGUUGCCCCUUAGGAGCGAGUCUGUACUAAAUAUAUCCAAUUUUAUCGACAAAUUUGGCCUUUUGGUGCGAGUCCCGACUAAAUAUAUCCGCUUUUAUCGACAGAAUUGCCUAAAUUUAGUCUGGACUCGCACCAAAAGGCCAAAUUUGUCGAUAAAAUCGGAUAUAUUUAGUACAGACUCGCUCCUAGGGGCAACGCUGUCGGUAAGGGGCAAAGUGUGUAUAGGUGGUCUCGUUUUCACCCGGGCCUUUGGCGAUCUGUCUAUUAAUCUGUGGUAUCGAUAUCGAAGCCAUCAUUUUGACGUCGAUUUGACAUCGUUUCGACAUCGAUCGACGAAUUAUUUCUCACUGGGUAAUUCUAGAUAAACUUACAUAGCGCAUAACGUAUGCAUAUGGAAUCUGAUUGAGUUCAGAGUUUAUCUCUGUCCCUCCACGUUGGAAGGAGAAAGAUAAACUCUGAACCAGUGCAGCAAGUUCAGGUAAAAAGAGCAGACAGCUGUGUUCCGAGCAAUCAGCUGAUUGUGACAGACGCCCGAUUACACGCGGUGGGAGAUUCGAGAAAUUCUGUCGCUUCGAUUUUACACGAUUAUUCCAAUUUAGAAGAAUCUGAGGAAGAAAAAGAUAAGGAAAUCGGAAGCGCCCGCCCGGAAAGGAACGGAAUGUCCAUUUGUGAGGAAUAGCGUCGCGAUGCGACGACACUGACACGUUUCGCUAGGGUGCGUCAAGGGCUGGAUUAGGGCCACCGUUUACAUCUCAAGAUGUCGAACUGACGCUGCGUGAAAAUUUUGAAAAUUGCGAGAUUUUGACACACGACGCGAUAAUCCAAACGAUGUCUGCAAAAGUGUAUCAACCCGAUCAGGAGCUGGAAACGAAGGUUAAGAAAGAACGCUGAGCCACACGACGAAAUCUCGUUGCAGCGACGGAGCGCAUUUCGGAGAACAUGCACAUCGUCGCGAACGAGCCGUCGCUCGCGUUCUACAGGCUGCAGGAGCACGUGAGGAAGGCGCUACCGCCGAUGGUGGAGAAGCGCGUGGAGGUGCUGGCGCUGCAGCAACAGCUGGUGGGCAGAUGCUACGACGUGGAGUACGCGGUCAGCGCCGUCCGCACCAUGCACGGCGCCGGGAAGAGCUUCGAGAACACCCUGGAGUUCAUCAAGAACGCCAUAUUCUUCAAGCAGCAGCUCAAAUACGAGGAGCAGAGGCGGCACAAGAAGGACGGCAGCAGGGAUUCCGUCUACAAGAGGCUGUCGGCGCACAUCCCAACGCUUGACCACCUGCCGGACGAGAUAUCGGACGUGGUGCGGGAGACCGCGAAUCGCGUCGAGUCGAUGAUGAAUCGGCACUCGGGCGAGGCGCAACGAUCGGCCGCCACCCACAAUUAGGGGGCGCGGAGGGAGGGACACUCGGUUUUUCUGUGAUAACGGCUCGCCCGACCGCGAGUUUUACACGUGUAGACGCCGCGUAUCAUAUAUUGUUGAUAUGAAUAAACACGACGUAAACGUUCUUGCUCUUGCUCUGUCGUCACGUCGUUAUUCUAUCGUAGGCGGACGAUCUCUUGCUCUUAGUCUUUUACGGCUGAAGUUACGUCUGUCGACUCUUUUUUUUUCUUAUAUUACAUUUACAUGCACUUGGAUAAAUAUACGUUUCAGUUGAGGCUUGAAUUGAAGCUGCAUUUCAAAUGACAUCAAUGAAAACUGCAAUCUUUUUU